Molecule: messenger RNA, 3604 nt
Organism: Scophthalmus maximus (turbot)
Lineage: Eukaryota; Metazoa; Chordata; Actinopteri; Pleuronectiformes; Scophthalmidae
Gene: pip4k2ca
Product: phosphatidylinositol-5-phosphate 4-kinase, type II, gamma a
Exons: 10
Coding region: 257-1510 (417 amino acids)
Biological process (GO): phosphatidylinositol metabolic process
Molecular function (GO): phosphatidylinositol kinase activity
Source: RefSeq, a predicted model, not a curated record
GUUGUGAACACCGUCAGUCAAUGAUUCAAGCUUCGUAGUUUAAACUUUAGUUUGAAAGCGGCGUGAACACGGUCGCAGUUUGACGGGCGACCUUUGGAUUGUCGGCGCCGUUGUCAGUGUGAGAGACCCCGGGUGGGGAGGAGGAGGAGCGGCGAGGAGCGGUGAGCAAAGCAAGUGUAACUCCAGCUUCCAGGAAGAAGCAUCGCCGCCUGCUCCAGCGCUCUCGGCAGGGGACGAGGAGAGCCCGUCCACGGUCAUGGCUGCCCUCGGGAACUCGGCGGCCGUCUCCAGUCCCAUGGUGCUGCUGGCGCCGAAGACCAAAACCAAGAAGAAACACUUCGUGCAGCAGAAGGUGAAGGUGUUCCGGGCGAGCGACCCGGUCCUGAGCGUCUUCAUGUGGGGCGUCAACCACUCGAUCAAUGAUCUCAACCAGGUGCCUGUUCCCGUCAUGCUUCUACCGGAUGACUUCAAGGCCAACACCAAGAUCAAAGUCAACAACCACCUCUUCAACAAAGAAAACCUUCCAGGACACUUCAAGUUCAAAGAAUAUUGUCCUCAGGUCUUCAGAAAUUUGAGGGAACGAUUCGGUAUCGAGGAUCUGGACUAUCAGGUGUCGUUGACUCGCAGCCCCCCUCUGAGGAGCGUUGAGGACCAGGGAGAGGGUCUGCUCCUCAACUCCUACGACCGAACGCUGGUGGUCAAACAAAUUUCCAGCGAGGAUGUUGCAGACAUGCACAGCAUCCUGUCCGAGUAUCACCAGCACAUCGUGAAGUGUCACGGCAGCACCUUGCUGCCACAGUUCCUGGGUAUGUACCGGGUGAGCGUGGACAGCGAGGAGACCUACCUGAUCGUCAUGAGGAACAUGUUCAGCCACAGACUGGUGGUGCACAGGAAGUACGACCUGAAGGGCUCUCUGGUGGCUCGUGAAGCAAGUGACAAAGAACGGGGCAAAGAGCUUCCUACCUUCAAAGACAUGGACUUCAGGAACAACAUGCAGAAAGUUUACGUCACCGAUGAGCAGAAGGAGAAGUUCAUGGAGAAGCUGAACAGAGAUGUGGAGUUUCUGGUGAAGCUGAAGAUCAUGGACUACAGCCUGCUGCUCGGUAUCCACGACGUGGGCCGAGCCGAACGGGACGAGGAUGAGGGCGAGGAGGUUUCCAACGAGGAGGAAGCAGAAGCGGAGAACGGCCUAGCUCUGGGCCCAGCGGUGGGGUCCUACGGCACGUCUCCGGAGGGAAUCGCCGGUUACAUGUCCUGCUGCAAACCCCUGGGGCCCGGAGAGUUCGACCCCUACGUGGACGUGUACGCGAUCAGGAGCUGCUCGGGAGCGCCUCAGAGGGAGGUUUAUUUCAUGGGCCUGAUUGAUGUCCUCACUCAGUACGACACCAAGAAGAAAGCCGCUCAUGCGGCAAAAACUGUCAAACACGGGGCUGGCGCUGAAAUCUCCACAGUCCACCCCGAGCAGUACGCCAAGCGAUUCCGCGACUUCAUUUCAAACAUCUUUGCGUAACGCUCGCUCGCGAACGCUGCCACGAAAUCGAUCCAGCUCGAGAGCUAGAAGUCACUGACUAAAAAAAAAUUGUACGCACACACGGACUGUUAUUCAAAACGAGCGCUCCGAGGCGUGACUACAAAUUUACGUCGCAGCAAUAUAAUGUACUACUUCUGAUGCAUAUAUUUAUUUUUAAGAUUUAAAAUGCGUUUUCUUAUAAAUGUUGAGCAAUCUUAAUGGAUUCACUCUGGAGCAAUGGGGUACUUGGGAAAACAAACUGCAAUUGAUCAGUGUUCAUACAUCAGUGAUAGAUCAAAUAUCGUUGUAUUUCUUACUCUUUCACUUUACUCUGGUUCCCCAGAGAGGAAUUAAACUUCGAUGAGACGGAUUUGGAAAUAACACGUAUUCACACUCUUGUAGAGAGUUAGAAGAGAAGAUUGAUGCCACUGUGAAGCUGCAGCCACACCUGUUACAACUUAACUUAGCAGACAGACUGAAAACGGCGAACCUGACUGUAGCCUGGCUCGUCUAAAUCUCACCUCCUGCAUCCCGCAAAAAAAAGAGUCUUUGACAUGACUCACUGUAAAACCCCAAAUGUUUAGUUAUAAAUAAAUCACAUACAGCAUGUUGAUUAGUGAAGUUUAAAGGUGACUAGCUGUGUCCACCUGUUUCCAGUUCUUUAUGCUAAGCUAACCCUCUGCUGGCCGAGAUGAGAACUCGCCCCUUCGAUGCAGCAGACCCAGAGAUGUUGACACUUCUUCCUGGUCACUCCUCGCUGCCUACAUUACCCAGAGUGCAACUCGACCACUGCCAGUUCAGUCAGAGAUCUGGGUGUGUCGCGCGAGUAGUGGCUGAUGUAGCCUCGAGCCGUGAGCAGAAAUGAGGAGCAGUGGGCUGCAGAGGUUUGGUAAUCUCGCUACAUUUUAACUUCACAUGCCCUGAUUGUUUUUGUUUUUUUAAUUGUCAAAUUUGUACUCUUCAGACUUGACUCUGACGUGUGAACAACUGAGUGCAGCACUCUGAAUGUCUUCCAGAAGAGCUCAGUCAUUCCCAUAAUUAAACAACUUCACAUGUCUUUGACGGCUGACCUUCUCGCUCGUUGUUGGGAACUGCUACAAACACAUGUCACACAAACUGGUUCUUAUCUAGUGUAACCCUGCUCUUGUCAAUCUUCUCCUCUAACUCAGCAAGAAAGUGAAUAAGUCCCAAAAUGUCUAACUGAAUCUUCAAUGGAGAUAGGUAUUACGAGUAGUAUAGAUAUAUAUAUAUAUAUACCUGUCUAGUAUGAUAUCAUUUAUCUUCAGAAGCAGGCCAUUUGAAUGUUCCAAGUGCCAAACGUAUGGGAACAAAGCUUUAUCAAAGCAGGAUUUGCACUUGUCAUAAAAUUAAAAAUUGAAUCUGGUGAAAAAAAACACACAAUUUGAAUGGAUCAAAUAAUGUUUUCUACCAGAAGUCUCAACUAAAUUUGGAAGAGUGUGCAGUAACAGUAAGUGUGAGGCGUUUGAUCAGAAAACAUAUCUUCUUAUUUACCCCGCAAAGACUUUUUACCAGCCCUGCUGCUGUCGGCUGCCACGGAGGCCGAGCGGCGGCGGAGCUCGGAGCAUUUCCUCCUCCCACAGACGACGUGACCAGGAUGAGUCCUGCCUUUUUUUUUUUGAAAUACAUAAAGUGUGUCGUCGAUGUGUCAUGCGACUUCAAAACACUUCCUGAAUAUGAGCCCAUCCAUCACUUUAUCCUCCUCCUUUUUGAACAGGCCGUAGGGUUUUGGGGUUUUUUUUUAAAUGGAAAAUGUGCGCUAAUGUGAAUCAUUGUCAUAUGAUACGAUUUAGAAGAAAAGGACAUAGCAAUAGAAGCAGGAAACUGUUGUCUGUGUAAGGUAAUGAUUUAGUGAUAACCAGGGUAAUGUGUUCAAUACUUUGACAAUAACACUACUGUUUGAGUAGCGUGUGCAGUUUGGCCUUAACGCGGUGACAUGAUAGUGUUCCUGAACACUUGCGAGGCGACGUCGAUACAGUAAGAACUCUGUAUGAUGCCUCAUCCACUCCACGAUUGCACAUGUUGUAUUUUUUUUGCAAAUCAGCUUUUGGACCAAAAUAUAUUUUAUGAAGAAUU